AUGGGAUCGACUUUCAGGGAUCGGACGGCGGAGUUCCAUUCACUGUCCCAAACGUUGAAGAAGAUCGGAGCGAUCCCGUCCGUUCAUCAAGUUGAAGAUGAUCUGGCAACGUCCAAACGGUCGCCGCCGGGAUCUUCAAAAUCCGAAUUCAACAAGAAGGCUUCCAUGAUCGGUCUACGCAUCCACGAAACGUCUCAGAAGAUCGCGAGGCUCGCUAAAUGUACGGUUAGAUCUAUUGUCGCCGUCUUCUUAUCUAUUGUUUUCCGCUGGAAUCAUGAUUUCGUUCUGGUGGCAAAACAAUCGUCGAUUUUCAAUGACCGGACCGUGGAGAUACAGGAGUUGACUGUGUUGAUCAGGAACGAUAUCACGGGGCUGAACAUGGCUCUCUCGGAUCUGCAAACCCUUCAGAACAUGGAGAUCGCUGAUGGGAAUUAUUCACAGGACAAAGUUGGUCACUACACAGCUGUCUGUGAUGACUUGAAAACCAGACUUAUGGCAGCUACAAAGCAACUUCAAGAUGUUCUAACUACGAGAUCAGAGAACAUGAAGGCUCACGAAAACCGGAAACAACUCUUUUCCACAAAAAACGCAGCAGUUGAUAGUCCACCUCUGAAUAACGCAAAAUCUGCACCUGAGCCUCCUCCUUGGUCAAGUUCCUCGAAUCCUUCCGGGAAUAUACAGCAACCACUAUUGCCGCCAUUAAACAGUGGUAGUGGAGCUACUUUAGGUAGCCAGCUCAGAUCCGCGAUCGAGAAUGCUCCUUCGCAGCAAAUGGAGAUGUCCAUGUUGCAGCAAACGGUACCAAGGCAGGAGAAUUAUAGUCAAAGCCGAGCUGUUGCACUUCACAGUGUUGAGUCGACAAUAACAGAGCUCAGUGGAAUAUUCACGCAUCUAGCGACAAUGGUCACACAACAGGGGGAGCUAGCUAUCAGAAUCGAUGACAAUAUGGACGAGUCGUUAGUUAAUGUAGAGGGAGCACGCAGCGCUCUUCUGCAGCAUCUCACUCGAAUUUCUUCAAAUAGAUGGCUCAUGAUCAAGAUCUUCGCUAUUAUCAUCUUGUUCCUCAUUGUUUUCCUCUUCUUUGUGGCUUGA
Messenger RNA from Thlaspi arvense, 1092 nucleotides. Lineage: Eukaryota; Viridiplantae; Streptophyta; Magnoliopsida; Brassicales; Brassicaceae. The record is from the annotation of a GenBank genome assembly.